AUGUCUUCCUCCCAAUCUGAGCAGGCACCCUCCAAAUGCAUGGGUCCCGACUACCGCCCUGCGACGGAGAAGCCGACCGCAACAGUCUCUACCCAGGUGUCACACGACAACAUUCACAUUCUGUCGCAGACGCCGCAGCUCAUUGCCCUUCUGACUAUGAUCAGAGAUAAGAACACCGACCGGGCCAACUUCAUCUUCUACUCCAACCGUAUCAUUCGUCUCCUUGUCGAAGAGGGCCUGAACCACUUGCCUGUCCAGGAACAUACCAUCACCACGCCUCUCGGCACUCAAUACUCUGGUGUGAAGUUCGAGGGCAAGAUAUGCGGUGUGUCGAUCAUGCGCGCAGGCGAGUCCAUGGAGCAGGGUCUCCGCGACUGCUGCCGUUCCGUGCGGAUAGGCAAGAUCCUGAUCCAGCGCGAUGAGGAGACUGCCAAGCCUAAGCUCUUCUACGAUAAGCUGCCCGAGGACAUUGCAGACCGCUGGGUGCUCCUGCUGGACCCCAUGCUCGCUACUGGCGGUUCGGCGCUCAUGGCUGUCGAUGUCCUGAAGUCUCGCGGCGUUCCCGAAGACCGCAUCCUCUUCCUGAACCUCAUUGCUAGCCCCGAGGGCGCUGCCAACUUUGCCCAGCAGUUCCCUAAGGUCCGCGUCAUCACCGCCUUCGUUGACCAAGGACUGAACGAGAAGAACUACAUUGUCCCUGGACUCGGUGACUUUGGCGACCGUUUCUACACCAUGUAA
Messenger RNA from Lasiodiplodia theobromae, 738 nucleotides. Its product is annotated as Uracil phosphoribosyltransferase. Lineage: Eukaryota; Fungi; Ascomycota; Dothideomycetes; Botryosphaeriales; Botryosphaeriaceae. The record is from RefSeq and is a predicted model, not a curated record. The transcript has 4 exons. Bases 1 to 738 code for a protein of 245 amino acids.